This is a messenger RNA of Moneuplotes crassus, 1145 nucleotides long. Lineage: Eukaryota; Ciliophora; Spirotrichea; Euplotida; Euplotidae. The record is from the annotation of a GenBank genome assembly.
AUGACUUCAAAUUUAACUACAGGACCCCUUGACAUAGCAGCGUCUUACAAGGAUUUUCUAAUCAACGGCAAAAGCCUCCAUCUGGCAAAGAAUGGAAGAAAUUACACAACUGUCUCAAAUUUCCAGACUCUUCCACACAAUAUUAUUUCGAGAACAAAGAAGAAAAAUAGAAGAGGAAGCCUGGAUUACGGCAGAACGAUAAAAAUGAACAACACGGAGUUCCACCAAGAGAUAAAAGUCCUGAGGCAAGAUAAUACUGCAAUGAAGGAACAGAACAGACACAUUCUGGCAGUCCUUAAUGAGAUAAAAGCUCUAAUUCAGACCCAAAGUCAUAAGAAGUGCGACUGUGAAGAGGGAAAACCCGAUAGUAAAAACCAAAGCGUGCUUGAAACAGUCAACCUGAUGUACGAAACAGAGGUGGCCCCGACUGAGAAUGAUAACUUCUCUGAUGGAAGAAGUGAACAAGAAGAAGAUAAAGUUGGAGCUAAGAGAAAUGAAAUAAAAUUUAAGAACGUUCUUAAUAAUCGUCAGCAAAAACAUAUAGAAUCUUUGCACGAGAAGUAUCAUGGUAACAAUGAAAAAGUUUUAAUUGAAUUUAAGAAAAAAUUUCACAAAGACAUUGAGAAGGCAGUGGUUAUAAAAACGAUAAAAAAUUAUGAUUCUAAGAAUCCAAGAAAAAUGAAAAAAGAAAAUUCUAAAAUGAACAAUAAUGAACCUAAGAUCCCAAUUAAACAGAAGCCAAAUACUCUAAAUAAGAGUAAGAUAGGCACAUCAGGAACUUUUGUUAGUAAAUCUGGAUUGGAUUCUAUCAAAGAAGAAGAUCCAACACCAAUGACUAAAACUAAGACAAUGUGUGAAAAUUCAGAUGAUAAUCAUACUUUACAAAUUCCGGGGAACCAAAACAUUGCAAAAUCAGAAGAAAGAUCAGUGGCGAUCUGUGACGAAUGCUCAAAAUCAUCAGGGGUGGAUUCUCAAUGAAUGUGGAAGAAAAAUAUGGGAUUAAAUUCAGAUGGCAAGUCUCAUAUUGGUGUUGGUAGUGAUCAAGAUAUGAGUUUUACAUCUGUUAAGUCAGAAUACAAGUAAAGAGAUGUUUAUGACAGAUUAAAACUCCAAUAGAAUGAAGAUAAUAACUUUAGCUCUAAUCC